AUGGCUUGGAUAGACCAAGCUCCUUGGCUGGCCUGCAGCGCAGUCAUACUACUCACUCUGGCAGCGCUGCGUUUCUUACCUGGUUAUACACCAGACCAAUCUCAAGCAAGACUGUGGCAAACACUCGAUGCUAUCGGUCCGAGGGCGACUGAAGGCUACACUAAAUUCUGUAAGGCGCAGAACUUGCCUUUCAUCCUGCCCAGCCUCUGGGCCGGCCGGGCUGUCGUGGUCCUGCCGCCGUCGCUUCUGCCGCUUCUCAACCGUCAGAAUAGCGAGCUAGCGGCUCACGGACCUCAGUCGGAUACUAUACAACUGCCGUACAUGAUGUCCGACACCGAUGUCUAUCAUAACCCUAUCCAAUAUGACGUUGCACGACGCAAUAGGUCCCGCAGGGACAUUGGGGCUAUAGCCGCUGCCACGUCGGAGGAAUUGCACGCCGCUUUCUUGGCCUUUUGGGUUGCAGAUGGCAACGAGUGGGCUGAGCUGAACAAUUGGGACGCAUGCGGUAUAGUCUUGGCAAAGGCCUCCCACCAGGCUGCAGCCUGCCGAGAAUAUCAAGGUGCAGCAGUCCGGAAAGGAACAGCGACGAGCUUGGAUAAUUACAACCCACCCAACCAACGUUACGACCUAAGCGCUCAAGUACUAAGGGCCCACGCCAUGUUACCGACAGCCUGGCUUCGAAGGCAAAUUUGGAAAUCAUACGUGUACUUGAGCGAGUAG
This is a messenger RNA of Neoarthrinium moseri, 720 nucleotides long. RefSeq lists its product as uncharacterized. The record is from RefSeq and is a predicted model, not a curated record. Bases 1 to 720 code for a protein of 239 amino acids. NCBI's taxonomy places the organism in Eukaryota, Fungi, Ascomycota, Sordariomycetes, Amphisphaeriales, Apiosporaceae. The transcript has 3 exons.